AUGCAUGCUUGGAGAAAGCAUAAAGGAAACCCAAAUCCAGUUUGGGAAGAGCUUCCUUUACCCUCAACCCCUGCCACGGGUUUUCUAGUCAAGCUACUAGCAUCCGGAGUGUGUCACAGUGAUCAACCCCUUUUAGACAUUGAAGACCGGCCGCAGUUUGAUGAGCAGUAUACACUUGGCCAUGAAGGAUGCGGAGAGAUUAUACAAAUAGGUGAAGGAGUCACCGAUGAACGGUUCAAACUGGGAGAUCGAGUGGCUCUCAUUGCAGUCCCCGGAUGCGGGCUAGACACCUGCUCUGAAUGCUCGAGGGAUCUGGCACAACUCUGUCCGGCUGGAAUGCACCACGGGAUUGGACAAGACGGGUUCUAUGCUGAGUAUGUUGCGGUUGAUGUUCGCGCCGCGAUCCCAUUGCCUGAUGGUGUUGACCCAGCCGUCGCUGCAGUCGCUACUGAUGCUGUCACUACUGCUUAUCAUGGUAUUACUCGCCGCGCUGAGGUCAAGAAGGAAGAAACUACUUUUCUUUUUGGACUUGGGGGCCUUGGAUUCAAUGCGCUCCAGAUUGUGCGCGCUAUUGGUGCGAGGGUCAUUGUUUCCGAUCUGCGACAAGAAAAACUGGAUGCCGCUCUGAAUUUGGGUGUCCCAGCGGAAGAUAUCGUUCCAGUUGGGAAAUCGGUGCAAGACUUUGUUAAGGAAAAUGGGUUGCAGGGGAAGAUUGAUACUGUACUUGAAUUUGUGGGCAGCAACCAGACUAACCAGGACGCACAACAGAUUGUGCGUCCGGGAGGAAAGAUCCUAUGUGUUGGCACUCUUGAUCUCAUCAAUGGAUUAGACAUGAAGAUCGGAAUUCGGAAGAGACUAAGCAUUAUCUUCACAUACGGUGGACAGUACCGAGAUCUAGUAGAGGUGCUUGAGUUGAUUGCCAAGGGAGUCAUUCAGCCUCAGGUAGAAUUAGGCAAGUUGCAGGAUUUCCCGCGGGUUCUCAAAGAAUUGGGAGAGGGCAAGAUCAAGGAUCGGAUAGCAUUAGUGUCGGAUCUUGUAUGA
Penicillium crustosum is the source of this 1041-nucleotide messenger RNA. RefSeq names its product zinc-binding dehydrogenase. The transcript is spliced from 7 exons. The record is from RefSeq and is a predicted model, not a curated record. Gene Ontology annotation, molecular function: zinc ion binding; oxidoreductase activity. Bases 1 to 1041 code for a protein of 346 amino acids. Lineage: Eukaryota; Fungi; Ascomycota; Eurotiomycetes; Eurotiales; Aspergillaceae.